Boleophthalmus pectinirostris (great blue-spotted mudskipper) is the source of this 1327-nucleotide messenger RNA. RefSeq names its product monocyte to macrophage differentiation-associated 2a (gene mmd2a). Lineage: Eukaryota; Metazoa; Chordata; Actinopteri; Gobiiformes; Gobiidae. Gene Ontology annotation, molecular function: pore-forming activity. Gene Ontology annotation, cellular component: membrane. The transcript is spliced from 7 exons. The coding region runs from base 244 to 963 and encodes 239 amino acids. The record is from RefSeq and is a predicted model, not a curated record.
CCUGCAAACACAUCUCAGAGUCUGGACAAAAGUGUCAACAGUUAGCAGCGCACCAAAAAACAACACUUUUACUUCUCUCCUCACAUGAAAUAAGCUUUUGCCACUGCAUUCUCCGGCUCAGUGCAGCGGCUGGACUUAUGUGUUUGGACGUGCGUCGGUGGGAUAUCCGGAAUGGGGAAUCCGUAGGAGGAGACGUCGCUGUCUGGUGUGCAGUCCACAGAUAGAGCGCGCACACAAGACGAGAUGGACUUUAAGAAGACCAAAUUUGGAAGAUUUAUGAACUGCAGAGUACCACCCAGUAAAAGAUACCAGCCCACCGAAUACGAACACGCAGCCAACUGUGCGACGCAUGGAUUCUGGAUCCUCCCCAGUCUGGUUGGUGGGUCAGUGCUGUACUUCUUAUCCGUGGACCAAUGGCAUCGUGUCGCUGCCUGGCUCUAUGGAAGCGGCCUCACCGGUCUAUUUGUCACCUCCACACUCUUCCACACUGCUGCUUGGAAAAUCGGCCAUCUCCGGAAAGUUGAGCAGCGUUUCCACAUGUGCGACAGAAUGGCCAUCUAUUUCUUCAUAGCUGCCACCUACUCUCCUUGGCUGAUGCUGCGGGAGCUCGGACCUUGGGCCUGCCACAUGCGCUGGUUAAUCUGGGUCAUGGCUUGUGUAGGGUCCAUGUAUGUGUUCUUCUUCCACGAGAGGUACAAGCUGCUCGAACUGUUGGGCUAUGUGUCCAUGGGGGCCGUGCCGGCAUUGGUCAUCCUGUCUAUGGUGGAGCGUGCAGGUGUGGGCGAGCUGGCAGUUGGCGGACUCUUUUACGUGGUGGGCGUGGUCUUCUUUAAGAGUGAUGGCGUGGUUCCGUUUGCUCACGCGAUCUGGCACUUGUUUGUGGCAGCUGGAGCGAGUGUGCACUACUAUGCCAUAUGGAAGUACCUGUACGUACCGGGGCCACUGCUGCAGACCUCUAGGUGACAGGGAAACGUCACUGUGGGACUGUGGUCAUGGUAUAGCUGCUAUUGAUUAUUAGGGGCCAAACCGUAGGACCAGCCAUUCUUUGCUAUAUGCAAAAAUAACAAUGAAUGUCAAACAGGGCAUUAAAGUCUAUCAAGAUAGGUUGACAGCACCAAGCACUGAAGUCUGCUGAAGCCAAGUCUUUCUCUAACACAUUCCAAGUAUUGUGCCAUUACUUAAAUUGGAGACAUUCCUCAACUUUGCAAUAGUGCCGUUUUACUCAUAAAAGUAACCAACUUUCGGCAAGGUCAGUAUGUUUUUAAUGAUCCCUGAACAGAUGUUGUUGGCCUUGGCAAAAAAACAUUUGUUUUCCAUUGAUCAAAAG